Messenger RNA from Rhipicephalus microplus (southern cattle tick), 8042 nucleotides. RefSeq lists its product as uncharacterized. The record is from RefSeq and is a predicted model, not a curated record. Lineage: Eukaryota; Metazoa; Arthropoda; Arachnida; Ixodida; Ixodidae. Gene Ontology annotation, molecular function: xylosyltransferase activity; glucuronosyltransferase activity. Gene Ontology annotation, biological process: protein O-linked glycosylation via mannose.
AAUGAUGGCUGAAGCGUCGUCUGAUCAAGGUUUACACGACUCAUUAGAAACAUCGCCUCUAUCGCUAAUUCGUGAUCAACCUACUCCAUUGGAUCGGUGCAGUUUCGCGGUCGCGAUGUGUCGUUCAUGUCCGGGUGUUCAGGUUUCGUGAGACGCGCUUCACGUCUUCGCGCCGGCUCGAUAUGUGACCCGACCUGAAAGUGUGUGAGCCCCCUCCGGCUUUGGCAUGAAUCAGAAUGAGAAACCUACGCUUUGCCAUCCGCGUCGCUUUUUACGGCGUAACCGUCUAUUCCGCCCUGUCCACGGCCGUCAUCUACAUCUUCAUUCAAUGGUUCGGUCGUUUGCGCGCGGACCUUUACGACGUCGACGGACUCGCGAACCUCUCCACGACGCUGCAUGGGCGGCCGUGCGGCGACCACGCAUCUGACGACUCGGCCAACGUCCUCUCUCGCGACGUCAUCGGCAGGGGACAGAUCGACGUCCACGGAUGGUGGCAGGACCAGGCGGCCGUCACUACGGACGUGCAGUGCUUUAACGAGCCGUGGGCUCUGUGUUCCAAAGCGUUCUCCAUAACAUGCAAGCGGAAUGCCAUUCGCGCCAUUUACCAGCACCUCUCGUUCCGACGUAACCUCACGCUGCGCAGCUUUAGCUUGUCCCUGCGCGUCGCAGCCGAGCAACUCGAAUCACAGACCGCAGACUCCUUUCUGGGUGCUCUCGUUCUGGUCAGACUCAGCGACGGCAGCGAGGAGUUCCUGCGCGUGCCGUUCCCCGCGAGCACGAGCACCCUGUCUCGACGAGAAGGGCUCUACGCGGCUUCACACUCUGAUCGUACCGUAGCCACGGCGACGGUGAUGCUCGGCUGCUACGGUUACGCAGGCGUGGCGCACUUCACGGACGUCAGGCUCGCGCCUUUAGUCGAGCCCGCGGCUGCAGGCCACGCAUGCAGAGCCCGCGAUCUGCUGGAGGACUGUCCGACGUCUACGGCGCGCAGCCUGCCCUCAACGCACCGCAGGCAGAAGCUAAAGUUUGAGCUCAUUCUGGGCAAAGUGCGCGCGUCGUCCUCGAAGAAGCGCCAUCUGAACAAGGACGUUGCGCUGGUCACGCAGCUGUCGAUGGACCGAUUGCCCGUCCUGGAACACACGCUGCAGCUGUGGGAAGGGCCCGUAUCGCUGGUCAUUUAUGUUCCCUUGAAGGGAGGAAAAGUGGACGGAGACUGGCAAAAGCUCUACGUUCAGAAAAAGCUGCAGAACUUGAAGCUGCACCCAGACAGCCACGUGUCACUUGCGUACGGUGUGUCAGGCUCCGGAGAUUACCCAAUCAAUGCUCUCCGGAAUGCUGCCAUCAAACAGACAAACUGUGAAUACCUGCUCACCGCCGAUGCUGACUUCCAGCCAUCACCCGAUUUCCACAAACACUUCCUCCUGUCCACUAGGUCAGUGGCCAACACAGACAAGGUAGCAUUUGUGGUUCCGGCCUUUGAAUACCUGGAGCUACCUCAAAAAUCUGAUGGUGUUGCCCAAACUAAGGAGGAGUUGAUGCAGCUGCUGCACCGGCAGGAUCCCUUUGUGCAGCCGUUUCGGCACGACGUCAGCCCCGAGUCGCACCAGAGCACUGACUACUGGAAGUGGUACCGCACUGACAAGCCGUACGUGGUGCAAACGUUCAGUGACAAGUACGAGCCAUACCUGGUGCUCAAAAACACUGCCCAGCUUCCGCCGUACGACGAGCGUUUCACAGGAUACGGCAUGAACAAAAUCACCCACGUGACCGAGCUCUUCGCGGCUGGCUACGUCUUUCUCGUGCUUCCCCACGUGUGGCUGGUGCACGUGCCGCACAAGCCGUCGUCGUAUUUUGCAGACCACGUGCAAAACCCGCAACACAGACUGCGCAACAGGGUGCAGAGGUUUGAAUUCCUCGUUGAUGUCAUGCGCAAGUACAAGCUCGGAAGAUGCAGGUGAAAUCGGCGCACGACUCGGUUUGUGUAUUGAAUCUCUGUGUGUAUAGUACACAUGGAACGAAAGGCAACAGUGAGCCUUCGAGUAGAACACCUAAUCAGCACAAUUGCUCGAGAGCACUGUGCCGGCCACUGCUGUUCUGAUUGCUAAAAGGUGACGUGAACUCUGGCCUGAGCAUGUGAGCCAAAACUUUGACGACGUAGUAAAGACAGCGAAAGCAUGUUUCGUAUGCCUAGAUUGAUGCGUUUCGUUCCAUGGUGAUAAUAGUACUCUCAUGCACUUUAUAGAGUGCUCUGCCAGGCAGUACAUGGACUCAAGAAGCUGAGCUGCCACGAUUCCUUGCCAUUUAUGGCAAGCUGAACCCGCCUCCUGCACCAUCAUCACCACCAUCAUGAAUUGACCUCAUACAUGGCAGCUAGAUAACAUAGCGCUGCGGGUGCAAUAGCUUCUUGUACAGAAACGUUCCCAUCGUGUAUCAAACUUUCUUCCAAAUGCCACCUGCUCACAGCAAUAAUAAUUUGGAUAACUGAAAAAGCUCUUUUCACACACUGUUGGACAUUAGAACAUAAACUUGUGCAUUUUAUGCGUUUCUCAAGUCACUUUAUUUAAGUGAGCAGUCAGAUUAUUUUGGUCAAAGCAAAGUUCUUGGUCUUCCGAAAGCUGACCAGCACGGCUUAAGAGCAGCUGAAUGUAGGAUGUUUUUAAGCCACGAGUAGUUAAAACCUGCCCCUGUCCGACACUCAAGUUAAUGUUAUAUUCACAGGUGUGAAAUGUGCACAACGGCGCAUAAUUGACCCGACUACGUGCUUCAGGCACAGAUACUUGAAAUGUUCAUUGGAGCUCUUCUUUCUUUUCCUUCACUUCAAAAAGGUUAAUUGACUGAGUGAGCUAAUUAGGCUCUUAUCAUCUUCUGGACUAUGGACCAUCCACGGUUGGUGACUCCAGGUGAAUUAUGGCCAUAUUUGGCUAUUAUUUUUAACAUGCAGCUGAAUUUCUGUAUGCUGAUGUGUUUGGAUACUGCCCUAUACAAACAUUCCUGCUGCAAUAUGGUAUCCAAUUGGUGAUAUUAUGCUCAAUGGGAGUUUUAGUGUCAAGGACCCCUACCACCUUGUAUAUGUACGCUAUUGCAUUCUUCUGAACUCCCAGCUGCACAUAAAGAGAAUACAAAUGAACACGAGAGCCUGCGUACACGAGCUACUUUGGAGAUCCGGCACUAAAGCUAUCUAAUGUAUACGGACGGCACAUCGACUCAGACAUCACUACAUAUUUUUUAUUUUUUCGAACCAGCCGGUGCCUGUUUAUCUGCUUUUAUACCUGUGUAUAUGCUUUUAUGCAAAUUCUGAUUGUUUUGUAUCAUACAAUGUUUAAUCUUGAGUACUGUUUUAAAACCUGAGAUGCUUUUUGGAUAUAUGUACACAAAUUGAUUUUGUAUGAUAUGUUAUUUAAUUCUGAGUACUACUUUAAUUAUUAUAUGCUUUUUGGAUAUACGCAAAUUGGGAGGAAACUUUUCGCGAACAAUGUUUUGUCCUUGGGAUUAAAGUUAGUGCAAGUUAAACUGCUUUUUGAAGGAGCAAUAUGCUGCCAAGACCAUAUUGUAAUCCACAGUCGUUUGCUUUUGUCAUGUAUACUAGUGUUGCAUGUACAUCUAUCAUCUAUAAUACGUGGACCGAGAUUUUCAAAGAUAAAAAAAAAAAAACUAGAUGCUUUGGCAUGUAACUCAGCAUUGAAGAAUAAUAUGCUAUGCAAAAACACUGCAUACAUUGCAGUGCAUGCAGCAGUUUCAGGUUGUUUGAUUUGUCGGGUAGUUGACAUUUGAUUAGUUAAUUUUCAUUAUUUGUGUUAUGCAUGUUGGCCGUGUUCCACAUACUUUUGAUCUUAGAUGUACAGUUCUGUCGGCCACUCAAGAGUGCGAUUGUGUUUAAAUCAACAAGGCAUGCUUUACUUAAGUAUUGCUCACCUUCAUGUACAGAAAUAAAAUAAUUAUCAUUGAGCCAUUUUAAAGGUAAUUAAGGACAAAUGAAUCAUCAUGCUCAAAAGUAGUAUCAGCAUUUGGUCUUUAUGAAUUGGUCUCAAAAGACUUCCAACAGCCAUAACUUUCGAGACCAUUGACAGCACUUGUUUUUGUGCAAGUGUAAAUCAAGCCAAGCAGGUCCAACAUUUUACUUUUUGCAUCCUUUUAAUACAUCGCUUUUGUGAUGUUCUGACAUUAUUAUGGCUUAUAUUUUAUUUAUAUAUCUAGUUGCAAUAUUUCUAGCGAAAGCUGGUGUUUGAAUUUUGACUUGUAAUUUGCAGUCAUCUCCGAUGACAUGUCACCCGAAAGAUGGCCCUGUGGGUUCGAUCAGGUAGUUUCACCACGCAUGUGCUUUCAACAACACGGUAGGGGCUUUCAUAUUUGGGCAGUAGUUUUGAAGAUAUACCAAAUGCAGUGGCAUGAACUAAAAACCAUUCGAGCGAUCUAGGUAGGUACGUGGGCGCAGAAGUGGUGUUGUCACCGUGAAUGCUCUUUUGCCGCUCUUGUUCAUGCAUUGUAAAGCUCUUGGCAAGCUUGCAACUUAAAUUGAUGCACUUGUGAACUGUAUGCGCUUCAUUUGGUAGUUUUGAAAGUUUUGAUGGCAUUUCGCCGCUCAUUCAAAUGUUGGUUCAUCAUAACAUUGCCCCCAAGCUAAUGAGUGAAUGUGCAUGUUCCCUUGGCCAAUAUUUGCUUUUAUUUUCGCUAGGUAGCGUUUUACUGGCAAAAUGUCUCAUAUCUCAACAGCUGCAUGUGUAGGGCAGUAAAUAAGCUCUCAGGUUGUACGCACAGGCCGUUCUAAGCAUAAAUUUGUCUCGUAGGAUCUUCGACAGUGAAUUGCAAUAAGUAUUCCUAUUUAAUAGAUGCAUGAAAAUUUACACAAUGUUGUGUAAGUAUCAGGCGUGGCGAUUCUUCAGUAAUAUGUUUUUAGGCAAUAGCCACUACAUCGGUGAGCGGAGAUGCUGUUAGAAAAUUCAGAAAAGGACACUUAAUAAGCCUUGGCUCAGCAAGUUGAUGUCAGAUGCAUGGGUCUCCAAGAGCGCAGAAUUACAAGCAAAGCCAUCACGCCAAAACCUUGAAAUAGCUGCUAGGCUACCAAACUCUCGAUAUCUGCUAAAGCAGAGCUGUCAUAUGAACUAUUGGUUGAAACCGAAGUAGUGAGCUGGUUUAUUGUUUAAUAUAGUGAAUGAAUUUACAGGCAAUGUAGUGUUGUUAAAGAUUUACCAUCUCUUCUGGUCAACUACUAUGUUUCUAUGGGAGACAAUAUGCUAAGUGGGCAAGUUCAUGCCAUUCCUUAUUCGUCAUGUACUGCACUCCAAUCCUUAUUUGCACUUUGCCACUCAAAGCAAGCAGCGCUUUGCAUAUUUUUCAUGUUCAGUGUUGUCAACUGCUUCAUUAGUAUCAAUAGCCACAAAAAUUUACAUGUUCAUUCUUUACUAACAGGCAUGUGUCUUGGCAUCCACUACUUUUAAUUACACUGGGUGUUCAAGUUACAUUGGAUAUGGUACGAAAAGAGUUCUUUAAGUUGACAACCAUGAUGGCAGCUUGAAAUUGUUUGAACACUCUCCUAUGGUGUCUGUCCGUUGGCUAAAAAUGCCUGCAGACUAAUUUUUGCAUAAUUACACUGAAUGUUUCAUUGUGAAUUUUAAACCUAAAUAAAUGUGCAGGAGUGAAUGUCAGUGACAUGUUGCUACCAAGAGCGCACGACUCAGUACACCAUGAGCCGACACAAAAUGGAAGAGAGUGCCGGGUUUGCAUUUGAAGCCAGUCAUUUUUUUCGUUUCUGGGCUAAACUGGAGUUGAAAGAAAUGUUAUAUGUGAACAAUAUGGUAAAUAUAGUGGGCAACACUCUAACAUACACCCUUGCAAAAAUAACUGUUUCAAUGCUAAUAAAAUUUUCCCAUUUCAUGUUGGUGCAUAGUGCUCACAUAAUGUACACUGAGCAAUAUUUGAAAAUUCCUCAUCACUCCCUUUACCCAUCUGUACCUGCAAAAUCUAUCUACAGGGUGCUCUUUGCAGAGACAUUUAUGCAGCUUUGUGUGGUUUGCAAGCUUUCAAGAUUUGUAGGAAGUUCUUGUACGUAGUGUUUGUUACUAUUACAUAUCAGUGUAGGAGCGAGGCAUUUCGAAAUGUCAAAAUGUGUGAUGCCUGUUCUAGAGAAGGCGAUGGAUAUAGUAACUCAAUACUAAUGGGGUCCUUCAGUACAUCUUUGAUGAGCAAUGGCUUACAGUUUAACCAGUUUAAAAAGGUUGCCACAGUGGCUACAUUCUUGUAUGAACAGGCGAUUCUAGGUGGUGCAUGUUGAAAUUCAUGGAAUGACCUUUUUUUUUCACAGAAGGGCUGUUUGAAAUGUGAAGCAACUACCCUAGCGCAGAAUGCUUGUGCGAUGCUUACAUACAGUGAAGUGACAGAAAACUUGAGGGAAAUUUGGUCAACUUUUCUCAAUUACAAAGUAUAAUUAGUCAUCACUUAUAUUUAUGAGACUGUUUAAAUACUGAAUGAGAGACAAUAAAGUUCGAAGAAAAAAAAAGUUCUUGCUGUUAGUAGGAGCCAAGCCCACAGCUCCCUCACAAUGCGCAAGAUUCUCUACUAUAUAGGCUAUGGAGAUACAGCUCGUCUCCGCUUUCAGUUUGAACUUGACAUCCUUUGAAAUGCAUAUUCCACAUAGUACUAUGCGAUUUUGGACACAAGCAAGCGGCCAAUAAUGACAGCUUUUAACAAAAAGAAAGAAAAAUGAUACUUUGAAAUAUUGGUGUCUAUACUUCGAUCACAUGUAUCUGUACUUUUCAUUUGCCGUACUUGCACGUUGAUAAUGGUUUUUUUUCUUAGUGGCCUCAUUACUUCCAUCACGUAACAUUCUCUGUGCCAUCCCGAUCGACAACAGUACAUAGCCUGCAACGCUCUGCACUAAAUGUGUUGCGAUUUAUGGUUUUAAAUUCUAUUGUGAUAUGUAUCUUCUUUCCUAAGUUCUUUCUUGAAAUACUUGUAAUACCUUGUUCUACUCUAGUGUUCAUUCUACUAUGCUCACAACUUUGAAUUUUUUUUGCAAUUUUCACAAUUAUUGAGCUUGUGUUAAGUGUUUUCUUGACUUUGGAGAUAAGAAUAAUUAAAAACAAGGUACUGCUAUGACUAAAUGCCAAAAUGCUUCAGCUCAGUGCCAUAUUGUCUUGUAUUUUUUUGUUAUUAUAAUCCUGAUAGCAUUUCUGCAGAAAACUAUCCCAGUGCCAUCGCAAUGUUUUAAGGUACCAUACAAGAACUGGCCAAAAAUGUCUGCGACAUUUGCGUUGUUGUUUUUUUCACUGUGUCCGCACAGUAAAAGUACUUUUUACGCCAACCAAACGUCGAGCUUCAUGGCACAUAUUUGAAAGUCUAUAGUACUGUCACCGCUUUGUUGAUGUGUUGCGACUGUUUUCGCAUAGGGUCAUCAAUAGUUUCAAUGCACAAGUUCUACAAAAAAAGCUUUUCCUUGCAGAGGCUACAUUGGCUGACAGAAAAACAGUACACAUCUCAGUCGCACGAAGUACUAACACCAUUUGUAAACAUGAGCUUGUAUUUUCAAAUACUCUGCUAUAUAAGGACACGUCAUCAUAUUCUGGGUGCUAGAAGACCCGCCACCCAUGGUGGCUGUUGACGUGGCAAUGGUUUCAACGGUAAUGGCCACUUACAGACAGUGCCGAUGUAUGAGAAGUUUUGUGGACCCGAGGCUGGUAAUUUUAGAAGUGCAUGCAGGCUGUGCAAGUGUUCACAACUUUCACAGCUUAUUUCUCAGUGUAAGCUCCGGAUAUCAGUAACACGCAUGUUGCUCAAGCGGCUAAUACUUUAAGGUAUGUUAACUCUUACUGGGAACAAAAAGAAAACUUGUUUUUGACAGUAGAAAGGAGCAAUUUUGUUGGCUGCAUUGAAAACUGCAAAACGGCUAUACUAAAGCUAAAUGAAAAUGAAGUUGUAUCACCAUGCAUAAGAUUUUCCGUUACGAAUGUUAUGUGACAGUAACCAAACGUUUUGUGAUAGUGCUUUUUUGGGAGUCUGGGACUGUUUUAAAUCUUGAAUGCAAAUAAAAUACUUCUUUCAUAUCAAUG